UGCACAGAAAUCAGCAUUUCCCCUAUUUCCUGCUUUUUUCUUUGUGUUUUUAAAAAAAAGUUUGAUUGAUUAUUUUUCACACUGUACUGAAUCAGGAUGAACACCAACGACUUCAAAUCCAACGUGCAGUCCAGUCUGCAGAGGGCAAAGGACAUGAGCGAUGAGGAGAAGCUGUACAGAUACAAAGGGGUGCUGUACCCGCAGCUUCUCUCCCCCGAACGGAACCUCAAGGCUCUGGAGAACUUCAAGGCCCGAGAGGAGGACAUCGUGCUGGUGGCAUACCCCAAGUGUGCUGGAGUCUGUAUGGAAAAGUACCUGAAGGACCUGAGCGAUGGCAUCCGUCAGAUCUCCUCCUUCUUCGGCUACACUCUGACGGAGGCUCAGGUGCUUCAGAUCUCAGACGGCAGCACCUUCUCCGCCAUGAAACAGAGCUCCGCUAACUCCCAUGGGGCUUUGGGGGACGUCAUCUUCAGAAAAGGCGAGGUGGGCGACUGGAAGAACCACUUCACCCCCGAACAGAGCCGAGAGAUGGACGCCGCCUUCAACAAACAGCUGGCAGGAACCAGGCUGGGAGCCAAACUCAACUACCAACGCCACUGCCAGUAGGGAGCGAGGGAGCAAGGGGGGAAGGAAAGAAGGAGGGAACAAUUGCAUUAUGAAUGGUUGUUUUAUUUACUCCAAUCUGUGAACUUUGGUUGAAAAGUUUCAAAUGUUGCAGCUCACAAGCCGGGCGCAAAACCUGCUGUAAAACGAGCAAAUUGUUGUUUUAUGGAUACUUUUUCUUUGUGCUAAGCUAACUUCGCUAUAUAAUAAGAGUUUACAUUUUUCUAAUCUUACUCUCCACCAGAAACCAGUCCUUGCGACACCUUAGGAGCGGCAACAUUUGGGUUCACCUGAAGUUAAUCUGUGCACUAAACACAAACAAUCUGUGAAUAAAAAACUGUUCUCAAACACCAGAGACACACUGCUCAUCGACACAGGAAACAUACAAGAAAUAUAUCUUCUGUGGGGAAUAAAGAACAUGCAUUCAGAUGCUUUCACACACAUACAAAUAGAUUUUAACAUCAGAAAGUGCACCUGAACAUCAGCAGAGUUUGGGGUUUGUGUGUGCAGCUCUGCAGGUACUUCAUAUUGAUAUGAAAUGCUAAUCUGUGCAGCACAUUUCAUAUACCAAAGCAACACAAACAAGCUAUAUAAAAAGUAAAAAAUGGUACAAUACGAAACAAAUAAGACAAUUUAAAGAUAAGGAAUUACAAAAGUGUUUGAUCCAGCAAUACAUUAUCAUAGUGAAGUGUUAAGGUACUGAAACACAUUUUCAUUCACCUUAAUGCUUUUAGGAUUUAACAUGUGUUGCACCCAGAAUAAAAAAAUGAAAGAGACAUACAGCAAUACCAUUUAAAAAUGCACAUAUAAUAAAAAAAACAUGAUCGUCACACAAUGAAAGUGGGCCGAGGUAAUACAAUCCUGAUGGUGUUUUCUGACAUGCUUUAAAAACGUGUAUGCAACAGGUGUAUUUUUUUUUCAGCCCAUUCCUGUUGGCUCUGAUUCAGGUCCGUAUUCAGUCACACCAGAGAUGAUCAGAUUUACUGGGUGUGAUUGUAUUCAGCAGCUAAAAUCAGGAGCACAUGAACGUUACUCCUCAGGUUGUUUUACUAUGUUUAAAAAACACAUUUAACAUUUGAAUCAUUGUCAAACUGGCAGCUACCGGUCUGAACUCGUGGGAAAACGCACGUCAUUCUGGUUUUUGAAAUUGUGGCUUUUAUACAACUUUGUGAAUACGGGCUUUUAUACAUUUGCACAAUCACUGUUUAUUCUGUAUGGUUAUUACAUAGGGUGCAUCACUGUACAUGA
Molecule: messenger RNA, 1851 nt
Organism: Notothenia coriiceps (black rockcod)
Lineage: Eukaryota; Metazoa; Chordata; Actinopteri; Perciformes; Nototheniidae
Product: sulfotransferase 6B1-like
Exons: 4
Coding region: 97-606 (169 amino acids)
Molecular function (GO): sulfotransferase activity
Source: RefSeq, a predicted model, not a curated record